AGAAGCGCAGGACUACUACAUUGAUCUAAAAAGAAUCCGACAAGAUGGGAUUUAGCAAACUGACAUGGAUGCGUGAACCGAGGUUAUUCUCCUUAUGCUAGAGGCCAUAUCCCAUAAAUUCUCCGAUUUGCACAGAGCCCAUCGAUUUGCAAGAGUUUCCUGCAGGAUCUAAUCAGGCUCGUAUUGGGCCGGUAGUUAGCCACAUGAACACUCUUCAUCAAUUCCUUCUCAAGAGAAUGUGGUGCAUCAACCAUCGCUAUCCAGAAAUCUUGGAGUCAAUACUUUAUACCCCAACCUUUCCAAUUCUUCCCCAACUUCUUUAUCCGGCAGGAUCGGCACGCGGUCGUGGAUUUUCCACCUAUUGUUCCUCACGAGCUUUUUGUCUCUUUUUUUCGGUCUUUUGUCCGAACUCUUUUUGCAUUACCCAAUCGUGUCGUAACAGAACAGCUUCGCCUAGUAUACGAUCGCACGGCCUUACUCCGAGCGGUCUUAGAAGGUGUGCAAACCCCCACGUUUAUAGUGCGACCUCGGGCUUACUUCGAGACUCGAUGGAUCAACGGGUCAGUUCCCCGCAUAUUGUUAAGCCCCAGAUGGAGCUCCCAUCAGCCGUGGUGGGUCUGCGUGGGGAUAGAGAACCUACCCCAGCCAGUCCAUAACGACGAAACUGGAGUUGUUCGUUUCGUUGCGGAUACAACUGGAUUUGAGGGUAGAUUAAGCUUCGUCGUCGGUGACCAUGCUUGAUGACCUGACAUCAGGCUUGGGUCUCCAUAAAAA
Aspergillus pseudonomiae is the source of this 774-nucleotide messenger RNA. RefSeq lists its product as uncharacterized. Bases 204 to 656 code for a protein of 150 amino acids. NCBI's taxonomy places the organism in Eukaryota, Fungi, Ascomycota, Eurotiomycetes, Eurotiales, Aspergillaceae. The record is from RefSeq and is a predicted model, not a curated record. The transcript has a single exon.